Messenger RNA from Brassica oleracea var. oleracea, 1713 nucleotides. RefSeq names its product protein FIZZY-RELATED 1-like. Bases 80 to 1537 code for a protein of 485 amino acids. Lineage: Eukaryota; Viridiplantae; Streptophyta; Magnoliopsida; Brassicales; Brassicaceae. Gene Ontology annotation, biological process: positive regulation of anaphase-promoting complex-dependent catabolic process; anaphase-promoting complex-dependent catabolic process; positive regulation of ubiquitin protein ligase activity. Gene Ontology annotation, cellular component: anaphase-promoting complex. The record is from RefSeq and is a predicted model, not a curated record. Gene Ontology annotation, molecular function: ubiquitin ligase activator activity; anaphase-promoting complex binding; protein binding. The transcript has 8 exons.
UUCUGUUUCCCUGAGAAUUUCCCGGGAAAGAAAGGAAAAAAAAAAAAACAGAAAAGAUUUUCCCAAAUCUGAAAUAAUCAUGGAGGAAAGAAGCAGCAAGAGAAUCAAACCAACCAUGGAGGAGGACGAAGAAGAUCCUUCAUCUUCAUCAUCUCAGCUAAACCUCCCACCGUCAAUGAAUCGACCAACGGUCUCACUAGAGACCCAACGAAUCAACCGUUUAAUCCAUUCCGACCACUACCACUCUCCCUCCAAACCAAUCUACUCCGACCGGUUUAUCCCGAGCCCAUCCGGUUCUAAUUUCGCUCUUUUCGGCCUCGAACCUUCCCCCAAGAAGGACGGGAAAGAAGAUGGGCCUGGCUCUUACGCCGGUAUGCUCCGAACCGUGCUUUUCGGACCGGAGACGCCGGAGAAAGCAGAUGUCGUUACUGGGUUCUCUCCUUCUUCAAGGAAUAUUUUCCGGUAUAAGACGGGGACGCAGCGGCCGGUGAACUCGUUUCCGCCGUUUGGGUGUGAUGAGGGGCCUAGUGUUAGCCGUAGUCCGGUUAAGUCGCCGAGGAAUAUUCUCAAGUCUGCUUAUAAGGUAUUGGAUGCGCCGGCUCUGCAAGAUGAUUUUUACUUGAAUCUCGUGGAUUGGUCUGCGCAAAAUGUACUUGCAGUUGGAUUAGGGAGCUGCGUUUAUUUGUGGAAUGCUUCUAGUAGCAAGGUAACUAAGUUAUGCGAUCUCGGUGGCGAUGAAAGUGUUUGCUCAGUGGGUUGGGCACUACGUGGAACACAUUUGGCUAUUGGAACUAGUAGCGGAACCGUAGAGAUUUGGGAUGCGUUACGCUGCAGGAGAAUAAGAACGAUGGGAGGACACCGGCUAAGAGUAGGAGCCGUGGCAUGGAGCUCAUCUGUUUUAUCUUCCGGUAGCAGAGACAAGAAAAUACUUCAGAGAGACAUACGUUCUCAAAAAGAUCAUGUCAGUAAGCUAACAGGUCACAGAUCCGAAGUCUGCGGACUCAAAUGGUCUUACGACAACCGCGAGCUAGCAUCAGGCGGAAACGACAAUAAGCUUCUCGUAUGGAACCAACAUUCAACAAAACCGGUUUUGAGAUACUGUGAACACACAGCGGCGGUUAAAGCCAUUGCUUGGUCUCCGCAUCUUCAUGGACUUCUUGCUUCAGGUGGCGGCACUGCUGAUAGAUGUAUCCGUUUCUGGAACACGAAGACAAACACUCGUUUAAGUUGCGUGGACACUAACAGUCAGGUGUGUAAUUUGGCUUGGUCCAAGAACGUGAACGAGCUUGUGAGCACGCAUGGAUAUUCACAAAAUCAAAUCAUCGUUUGGAAAUACCCAACCAUGUCUAAAUUGGCAACUCUGACGGGUCACACGUUUCGUGUUCUGUAUCUUGCUGUUUCACCCGAUGGACAGACGAUCGUUACAGGAGCAGGAGAUGAAACGUUAAGAUUUUGGAAUGUGUUCCCUUCCCCUAAAUCUCAGCGCAGGGAGAGCGGGAUUGGGGCCCUGUCCUUUGGGAGAACAACAAUCCGGUGAUCUCUUGAGAAUAUGAUAUAGCUGGGUCGUCAAUAACCAUACCUUGCAUAGUUUUUGGAGUGAUGGUGUGAUUCUUUAGGUCUCCUUUUGUGUAUAUAGUUUGAAUUUUUACAAAUAUUUAACUAUUUUUCAACGAUUUUUACAUAAACAAAACAUGAACGUAAGCAUAAUCAACC